This is a messenger RNA of Coregonus clupeaformis (lake whitefish), 2759 nucleotides long. Its product is annotated as heparan sulfate glucosamine 3-O-sulfotransferase 5. The transcript is spliced from 3 exons. Lineage: Eukaryota; Metazoa; Chordata; Actinopteri; Salmoniformes; Salmonidae. Gene Ontology annotation, molecular function: [heparan sulfate]-glucosamine 3-sulfotransferase activity. The record is from RefSeq and is a predicted model, not a curated record. Bases 534 to 1574 code for a protein of 346 amino acids.
GUAUGUGGUGGUGGGCGAUCCUAUUGUAUUUGGAACUCAAAAGCUUGAACGCGCAAAUUCCAACAGCACAGUGUUUUUUCAAGGUCCCCUAAAAGCAGAGAGAAGAAGAGAGGACGUACUUUAAUGCAGAUCUAAAAUUUCCGUGGGACAGCUCUGAGAUUCACCAACACCAUUAAUAUCCCACUAAUUUUGCAGAUUUACACCUGUAUUCUUAUCCCCAAGACUAGUCUCAGUGUGCGCGCGUCCCGUGUGGAACCACAUGAUUGUUUAGAAUAGUUUGAGAGCAUGUGAAAACAGCGUACCAGAACAUUUUCUAGACUACUAGGUCCGGGACAUCUCUUGCGGUAGCGUGUUGGUGCUUGAGACGGAGAAGCACCUGCUCUAGCCUGCGGGAAGGAGAUUAUGUGGAGGCGCUUUCUGACCUCUACUGCAUCUUGCCGGUUCUUGUGCAUUUCGCUGCUGAGAGGAUAGCCGUGUCCCGAGGAGGAUGCCGAACAGGCUGAAGACGCAGUCCUGAAGAUUGAUGGAGGGCCAUGCUAUUCAAACAGCAGGCGUUGCUGAGACAGAAGCUCUUCGUGUUGGGCAGCCUUGCUAUCGGGAGUCUCCUCUAUCUAGUGGCCAGGGUUGGGAGCUUGGAUAGGCUGCAGCCUAUUUGCCCCAUAGAGAGCAGACUGGGCCCUCCUCACCUGCCGGAGCAGAUCCCUCUCCGGACCCUGCAGUAUAAACGUGGCCUGCUCCACGAGAUCCGCAAGGGCAAUGCCACCAAAGAGCAGAUCCGCCUGCACAACCUGGUGCAGCAGCUGCCCCGGGCCAUCAUCAUCGGGGUGCGCAAGGGGGGCACGCGCGCCCUGCUGGAGAUGCUCAACCUGCACCCGGCUGUGGUCAAGGCCUCGCAGGAGAUCCACUUCUUUGACAACGAACAAAACUACGCCCGGGGCAUCGACUGGUACCGGGAGAAGAUGCCCUUCUCCUUCCCCAACCAGAUCACCAUUGAGAAGAGCCCCGCCUACUUCAUCACAGAGGAGGUCCCGGAACGCAUCUUCAAGAUGAACUCCUCCAUCAAGCUGUUGAUUAUUGUGCGUGAGCCCACCACCAGAGCUGUGUCUGACUACACACAGGUGCUGGAGGGCAAGGAGCGUAAGAACAAGACCUACCACAAGUUUGAGAAGCUGGCCAUCGACGGCAACACGUGUGAGGUGAACAUAAAGUAUAAGGCGGUACGGACCAGCAUUUACACCAAGCACUUGGAGCGCUGGCUGAAGUACUUCCCUGUGGAACAAUUUCACAUUGUAGACGGCGACCGUCUGAUCACAGACCCUCUGCCUGAGCUGCAGCUCGUUGAGCGCUUCCUCAACCUCCCCUCCAGAAUCAGCCAGUAUAACCUGUACUUCAAUGCCACCAGGGGAUUCUACUGCCUGCGAUUUAACAUUGUCUUCAACAAGUGCCUGGCAGGCAGCAAGGGGCGCAUCCACCCUGAGGUGGACCCCUCAGUGGUGGCCAAACUGAGGAAGUUCUUCCACCCCUUCAAUCAGAAGUUUUAUCAGAUUACUGGGAGGACGUUCAACUGGCCCUGAGAAACUAAGGGAAGGCCUAGCCUAUAUAAACUUGUUAACUGAAGUUGUUCUGUUGGUAUUUUCAAGAUGUCAACCACAACAAUAUUAAAGGAUAUUAAAAGCACUUUGAUUGAAUUUAAUACGUAGAGGAGAGUGGGGUAAGUUGAGCCGAAGGGUUAGUUGAGCUACUCCUUGUUUCUAGGAAACCAUACACAAAAUGUACCAUGUGACCAAAUAUUUAGGAAUAGGUCAUCAUUUCAUGGAGUCUAUGAAAGAAGAAAACACAUGGAAAAAGUGGUAAGCAAGUUAGGUCAAAUUAAUGUAUUGUGUUAUAGUUUUCAUGAUGCUUCUAUCUAAACCAAAGUAGAUUGUUUUGUACAUCAGUUGGGGUCUCUAUAAGCUACAAUAUGAGGUCCUAAACCUAGCAUGAAAGUGCACCCUUGUAGCUGUGUGGGCUAAUAUAGUCAAAAUGUUUGCCUUGGGGUAAGUUGGGCCAAUGGCCACCAUACCCCAUGCAGAAGAUGAUUACAUUUAGUCAGUUUUAUGCAUAAAAUACAUAGUAUUUUUGCAAUGUGUCAUGCAUAUGAACUCAAUAUAAUGCAUUUAUAUUGUUAUAGAGCAGACAUAAUCAUUCCCCGUGUAUACAAAUGUAAAACAAGCAGGGAUCUAGCCCCCCUUGAGGUUCUUGAGAGCAGCCAAGGAAGUGAGAGAAGGGAAGAAGUCCAUUUGAGCAGCAGCAAGGGAUGAAACAAAUAGACUGAAUGACACUGAGGAGGUACAUUGACGAAAAGGAAAACGAACAUGUAGCUGUGUGAAACAGAGGCUAUUAUAGAGUAGCAGAGACACACAAGGUCUUCUCUGAUGAAUUGGAGUCUGAGCUUGCUAAACGUAUCCAGAAUCUCGCGGGCCAGCUUCAUGUCCCAGACAACUGGUCAAGAAAUUGAAGGGUAAGUGAUAUUUAACAGAGAAAUCUAUAUCUGAAUGUAGGCAUACAUUUAAGAUAUACAGUACAAUAUACCACACCCCCAUUCCAUGAAUUAAACUAUGACCAACUAGCACCAUCAUCCACUGUCACAGGACACCAUCACCGACUUACCCAAAGGCGGCUCAACUUACCUUUUCCCUAUGCUCAAUUUACCCCGGAGUAAUUUUUUUUAUUUUACAAACUAUGUUUUUAAAACUGUUAUGUUUACAUGAAUUCUGAUU